AGUGUAGCUAUGUUGCUCUGGUGGUUUUGGCUGUUUGGUGGUUUGAUGCCGCACGUGCUUGCGCUAGCCGAUCAACGUCCAUCAAUCGAUAUCAUCGGCAGUGUCGCGAACGGUCUGCAAUCACUCGACAUCCGUCAGCUGCCGAACGAAACACAGUGCGAACGGCAGCUGCUAGCAUUGGCCGUUGGCCUACAGGCGAAAGAGUUUUGGACAGUGAAAUUGCUUGACUCCUGGGGCAAAUGGCCGGCCGGUAUCUUCUCGGGCAAUCUGUACGAACUAGGACACUACGAUCAGUGUGCCGACUUCCGACAUGUCCAUACUGCAUCGUUUAUAGAGCCGCUAGUGGGUCGCUAUUGCUUGAUGACUGUGCCGCUCCAGAACUUGUUACCCUCGAGACAACCAGCAGCAUCUCAGUCAGCGCAACGUAUCAUGCCUGGAUCAUCCGGGGAUGUAUGGGCGGCACAUCUUGGUGUUUGUAUUCCCGCUUCCUGCACUGCCGAGCGCUUCCAACAGUUUCUCAAUACGGUUGCCCCCAAUCUACCGCCUGUAACACUUACCUGUAACACUGUUCCAUCGUCACUCGGCACUGCACAAUGGGUAACGAUAUCCAUUUUCGGUGUAAUUGUUCUGUUAGCGGUGGCGAGCACGCUGUACGAAGCAGUCACACUCUGCCGGAGACGUACGCCACACCGAAAUCUGAUCAUCUUUUCACUCUACUGCAAUGGAAGGAAACUGUUGGCGACAUACCAACGGACCCAGCAGCCGUCUUCCGUCAAGUCGAACACAAUCGACUGCCUCAACGGUAUACGGGUGAUAUCGAUGGCGUGGGUUGUGUUUAGUCACAACUACGUCCGUAUCGCUAUGCAGCCCAUCAUCAACUCACACGUCAUACUGCCCUGGCUGGAGUCGUACCAUAGUGUACUCAUCGUCGCGUCUACCGUCUCCGUAGACUCGUUCUUUCUUCUAAGCGGUUUGCUUACCUGCUGGAGCAUACUGAACGCACUGGACAAGUGUGGCCGGCUCAACCUGCCUGUGAUGUACCUGCACCGUUAUCUCCGACUCACACCCGCGCUGGCCGCACUCGUACUCUUCUCCGCCACGCUCAUGAAGUACAUCGGGUCCGGACCAUUUUGGGACGGUGCGAUGAGACUUACGGAGGACAGCUGCCAGAAAUACUGGUGGUCAUCGCUGCUGUACGUGCAGAACUACGUUAACCCGCAGGAGGUGUGUCUCGGUCACACCUGGUACCUUUCCGUCGAUAUGCAGCUCUACCUUGCCGCACCCUUCAUCAUCUAUCCGCUGUGGCGCUGGGGUCGACGGAUGCUGCUCGCAAUCGUUGCGCUAAUCGCCGCGUCCAUGGUGACGGUGUUUGUACUGUUUUUCGUCUACCAUUUGCGGCUCUCCUUUCUGGCGGUGGACGACAAACGAUUGCGGCACGUGUACACCUACUACCCAACGCACACGCGUGCCGGUGCGUGGUUGGUCGGUGUGAUGUAUGGGUACGUGUUGCAGCGCACCAAGAAACACUACGUCCUGCUACCGCGCUGGUUUAUAGUGCUCGGCUGGACGCUGACCGUGUCCGCCAUUUUGGCGAUACUGUUCGGCGACCAUCCGAUCCAGCAGCCGGACUACGAAACUUUACCGCAAGCGGUGGACGCCAUCUACGAGUCACUCAGCCGCGUCGGUUGGGCCACGGCGAUCGGCUGGAUUGUGUUCGCGUGCGUCAACGGGUACGGUGGAGCAAUCAAUGACUUCCUGGGCGCUACCUUCUGGCAACCGUUGGGGCGCCUGUCCUACACAAUCUACCUGCUGCAUUUCCCCAUCCAAAUGAUGAUGGCCGGCUCGGCCCGGGUGCCUUACUACUUUACGGAUCUUUUAGCUGCGUACCAGUUCUGGGGCGACAUAGGCUUCACGUUGACGCUCGCGCUCGUCUGGACGUUGUUGUUCGAGUCGCCAAUUAUCGGACUGGAACGAAUGCUGUUUGGGCGACCGUCUCGGCAAGCAUCCAAGAGCGCGCCAGAGAAGGAUGCGACCAGUACAGAAAACAAUGGCGACGGAAGAGUGAUACCGAAAUCUCUCUCGCUAACAAUUCAAACUGCACGUAUUUAA
Molecule: messenger RNA, 2109 nt
Organism: Anopheles maculipalpis
Lineage: Eukaryota; Metazoa; Arthropoda; Insecta; Diptera; Culicidae
Product: nose resistant to fluoxetine protein 6-like
Exons: 5
Coding region: 10-2109 (699 amino acids)
Molecular function (GO): acyltransferase activity, transferring groups other than amino-acyl groups
Source: RefSeq, a predicted model, not a curated record